AUGUUUACCAUUCCUUCCUUGGAUCCCUGUGUAUCUACUGGAGCCAGGUUACUCUCUGGGUGCUGGACCCACCGUGUCAUUGUGAAGGCUUCCAGGCAGCCACGGUUAGUGCCCAAACCGGAGAGGAUGGCUUCAGAUGGAGUGUCUCCAUUGUCAGCACCGGACAUGACCAUGAAAUCUGGCGCUGCCCUGUCUCCUUUCACAGCACUUCCCCUCCCCCAGCCUGCUCCUGGGCCACCAGACCAACCACCCUGGGAGCAGCCCUCACAGCCCCCGAUGCAUCCAGCAUUCUCUUUAGGCAACCCCCUGGUGCUCUCUGCUUUCCCUAGUCCAUUGCUGGUAACAGGGGAUGGGGGCUCUGGCCCCAGUGGAGCUGGAGCUAGCAAGGUCAUUGUCAAAGUCCAGACAGAAGGGGGGCCGGCUGAGCCCUCUCAAACUCAGAACUUUAUCCUUACUCAGACUGCCCUCAAUUGGAUUGCCUCAGGUGCUCCCUGUGGGGGCCCUGAGUGUCCUGCCACCGGAUUCCUGACAGCCUCCAACGUGAAGACCCUCCUGCCCACCAAGGCUAUUGGAGUGAGCCAGGAGGGCCUACCGGGCCUUUCUGCUCAGGCUCCACUGCCAGCUGCCCAACUGGCCCCCAUUGUACCCCCGGAAAAGGCUUGGCCAGGACCACGUGAGACAACUGGGGAAGGAGGUCCUCCAGCCGCCCGAUCCAAGCCCUCUCUGGGUGACCUCUCCUAUACCUCCAAGGGUGUUUAUGAGAACUUCCGACGCUGGCAGCGCUACAAAGCCUUGGCACGGAGGCACUUAUCCCAAAGUCCUGAUGCAGAGGCCCUCUCCUGCUUUCUUAUCCCGGUGCUUCGUUCCCUGGCCCGGCUGAAGCCCACUAUGACCCUGGAGGAGGGGCUGCCAAGGGCUGUGCAGGAAUGGGAGCGGACCAGCAACUUUGACCGGAUGAUCUUUUACGAGAUGGCAGAAAAGUUCAUGGAGUUUGAGGCCGAGGAGGAGAUUCAGAACAUGCAGCUGAUGAAUGGGCCACAAGGCCUGCCUCCUGCAGCCCCUCCAGGGCCCCUGAAACUUGAUCCUCCAGGGCCCCCGGCCCCUGAGGUUUGCCAGCAGCCAGUGUACAUUCCCAAGAAGUCUGCGUCCAAGGCACGGGCUCCCCGCAGGCGGCAGCGCAAAGCCCAGAGGCCUCCGGCUGUGGAGGCACCCAAGGAGAUCCCAGAAGAAGCUGUGAAGGAGUAUGCCGACAUCAUGGAUGGGCUGGUGGGGAGUCACGCCGCCACCGAGGAGUCAGAUGGAAAACAGGAAGAGCAAGAGCAGCAGCGGGAGGAAGGGAUGUAUCCAGACGCAGGCCUCCUGACGUACAUCGAUGAGCUCUGUUCUCAGGAGGUGUUUGUCUCCAAGGUGGAGGCUGUCAUUCACCCUCGAUUUUUGGCAGAUCUGCUGUCCCCAGAACAACAGAGGGAUCCAUUGGCCUUAAUUGAGGAGCUGGAGCAAGAAGAAGGACUCAGUUUUUCCCAGCUGGUCCAGAAGCGGCUCCUGGCCUUGGAAGAGGAGGAGGCAGAGGCACCUCCAAGUUGCAGUGGAGCCCAAUCGGAUUCAAGUCCUUCUGUUUCUGAUGAGGAUGAAGUGGGGGGUGGGCGGCUUCGGCCCUCACCUGGGCCUCGGGUGGCUGGGGGCACCAUUUGCCUUGAAAAGGCUGCUUUUCCAGGGAAGAGGGCAAGAGAAGUGCCUGUUGGGCAGGAGUGGGCCCUAGAUGGUCUGAGGGGGACGAGCAAGAAUGGGAACACUCUGCCAUCCCCCCGUGGCUGGGACCUGCAGCUAGAACUUGCAGCUCCACAGGGAACUCAAGGGCCCCUGGGUAUGAAGAGAAGAUCUGGGAAGGUUACAAACCCCAUACUCCCCCAUCAGGAUGCCCAUCUGGGAGGUGCUGGAUCCCCUGGGCACUCCCUGGUGGCUGAAAGGACUUCUGAGGCUCUGCCCCUUUGCUGGCAGGAAGGGCCCCAGCUUGAGCUAGUUCCCAGUAUGGAUGCUGGACUUGCAGAGCUGGCUCCUCUGCAAGGACAGGAGUUAGCAAAGCAGGCUCUGGUGCUGCAAACAGGACAACAGAUAGGGGAUCUUGGAGUAGUUCCUCAGGGGAAGGAGCAGUUAGCAGGGCCCCAGGAAGGGUCUUCAGGGACCAAGUGGGCAGAUGACAGAGGUCCUCCUGCAGCUCAGAGUUAUGGUCAGAACCCUUCCCCCAGGGCAGCCGAGGACAGGGACAGGGCCUCUCUCAGUCCAGGGCUUUGGCUGAGCAAUGAGAUGGAUGCAAUAGGCUUGGAGUUGCCCUUACAAAUCGAGGAGGUCAUAGAGGCAUUUCAUGAUGGGGAAUGUGUAACUGAGUGCCAGGGGAACUGCCAGGCACUGGGCUCCAGAAGCAACAUUUCUCUGGGUCCUGGAGAAACCACAGCAUCUGGGGAUGUGGGAAGCAGUAUAGUUCCCUGUGGAGGCACAGACACCACGACUGCCCUCGAGGAGAUAAACUACUGCAGCUUGUCAGGAUCUCUGAGGGCCAACAGCUCAGCCUCAAGGCCUAAAGAAAACAGAGAACAGAGCCCCCAAACCAUAAAGGAUUCCAGUGAUAUGUGGGCUGAAGUUUGCCUUCCGCUGUUAGAAAGGAGAAUGGGGGCUUCCAGAGAAAACCUCCUGCCUGCAAAUCAAGGCAGUAUCCUUCUCCUGGGGACCCAAGACAACUCCUUCCCUGAGGCCAGCCCAGAGGCAGGAAGCAGAGGCAAUUCCAUUUCUUCUCUGCUGGAAGCCACAGAACAUGUCAGCAUACUAGAUGUGAAAGAUGGUCGUGGCCUCCAGCUUAGGGUCAGGGAGGUUACCUGCACACUAAGUUUUAAUUCUCGUGACCCCCAAGGAGAGGGCAGAGAUGAUACUGACUUAUCUGAGCCUAAAGACCUUGCUCCCUUGCCAGGAGGUCAAGGGUCUAAUGCACACGGGGCCCCCAAAUCAACAUCCCCUCACCAGGGCCUUCGAGACACUCUCCCUAUGUGGGGAAGCAGGGACGCCUUAGUUCUGAGAGAAGCAGCUCCUGUUACUGAGACGUGCAGUUCAGCAGAUGGGGCCAGAGUGAAGGAGAAAGGGGUGGAGGAAGAUGAAGAACUCUCCAACUUUGCCUACCUCUUGGCCUCUAAACUGAGCCUCUUGCCCAGGGCACCUCCCCGCAGUCCUCGCCCUGACUCAGGGGGCCGGGGGACCCAGAGAGCAUCGCACUCCCUUGCUCCUGAGCCAAGGGGCAUUGGCCAGGCUCCCCAUCCUGUCGCCAAGCCUGGGAAGCGAGCUCUAGUUGGAAGCCUGGUGCCUGCUGAAAAGAGGCCCUUCCCUGGAGCUGAACUUGGAGCACCUGGGGAGAAGCCCCAGGCUCUGGGAGCAGCUCGAGCCUCACAGCCUCGUAAGAGAAGAAGGGAUAGCUUUGUGACUGGCAGGAGGAAGAAACGACGUCGCAACCAGUAGGGAGCAGCAGGACCACCUGUUCCACCUGCUUAUCCCCUGGGGACUAGCCCCAAUAGACACUUGUUCUCAGCCCUAUGUUGUUUUCUGGUUCUGCCAAAGUGGUGAGCGUGGGGAGGGAGGGC
This is a messenger RNA of Phacochoerus africanus (Common warthog), 3623 nucleotides long. It is a transcript of the gene NUTM1, whose product is annotated as NUT midline carcinoma family member 1. Bases 1 to 3501 code for a protein of 1166 amino acids. The record is from RefSeq and is a predicted model, not a curated record. The transcript is spliced from 7 exons. NCBI's taxonomy places the organism in Eukaryota, Metazoa, Chordata, Mammalia, Artiodactyla, Suidae.